AGUGGGCUUUCUCUCGAACUCAUUUUUGCGUAUUUCCAGUUGCACCCACAACCGUUAUAUUACGGUGUCCAGCGUCCACUUGCAUUGAAAACAGGGCUUUAACUAGGUAAAAUCCUCUUCUCAAUUCACUAUUAAGUACAAUUCACGCCCCCAAUGCUUCAGACAAAGAGGAUUUAACCCGUAACUUGAAACCAUUCUUUUGUAAAAUCCUAGCCUGGUCGACAACCUGUCCAGUCUUCACGAUAUCUUGACUAACGUGGACGCCACUGCUCAGCUAAAUGCGAAAAUUCCGGUAGCAAAUUCGGUGCAUCAAUGAUCAAUGAUUGGACUGUGACCAUGCAAAGUUUGUACGAUUAUCUGGAAGAUGAUUGUCCCUGGUAUUAUUUCGAUAGCUCCUACAAAAUUCUGUUGGGCGUCUGCCUCAUUUUAUUUGGAGUAUUUGGGGUGCUGCUAAACAGCUGGCUUUUUGCCACAUUCGUCCACAGUCACCUGAUCUUUUUCAAGAGUCACAUAUUGGUUCUCAAUCUUUGCUCCGCAUCACUUGGUAGGAAUCUACUGGGGUUCCCAUUUUCGGGAGCAUCUGCUAUAGCAAAAAGAUGGUUAUUUGGAACAGCGUGCUGUCAGCUCUUCGCUUUUCUAAAUCAAUUUUUUGGUGUCUUUCAAAUGUUUGCAAUCCUGACCUUAGUUUUGGAAAGAUAUAUUCAAGCAAAGUUUUACAGACAUGAGAAAUCCCUUUACUUACGGAUUUAUUGGAUUUUGGCUGGAGUGUGUUGGGUAAUUUCAUUAGUAUUUGCUACACCUCCUCUUUUUGGAUACGGUGUAUACUCUUGUGACUCCACUGGAACAAUUUGCUCACUCCUAUGGCCAUCUUUGGCUUCAGGAUUGAAACAAAUAGGUUUCUGCAUCCCUUACGUCCUUAUAUGUGGAGUUCUGCCAGUUGUAGCAAUAUUUUAUUACAUGGGAAAAGCAGUCCGAUUAGAACAAAUCUUUUAUCGAAAUGAGAUACAAAGAGAGCAGAAACGACUUACAAGGAGUGUUCAUGCAUUAGCCGUGGCUACUUUGGCGUUUUGGAUUCCUUCAGCGGUCUUAAUUGGCUGGCAGUGGGUGCCUCUGUUGAUUUAUGGAUAUCGACCUCAUGUUCCUCCAGUCCUCGCUUUGAUUGCAUCCAUAGCUUCUGAGGCCGCAACAAGCAUUCCAGUUCUUUGUUACCUAGUCUCCGACGAAAGGCUCCGCGCGGCACUGCUUGGCCGAAUGCGGAAACAUUACGCCCUUCUUCCUCCCGAGAGAGCGAAGCGGUUUAAUAGAGCUUAGUUCAAGUGGAAAGGUUUGAAUGGAUUACCAUACUGAGGU
This is a messenger RNA of Amyelois transitella, 1350 nucleotides long. RefSeq names its product visual pigment-like receptor peropsin. The transcript is spliced from 7 exons. The record is from RefSeq and is a predicted model, not a curated record. Gene Ontology annotation, molecular function: G protein-coupled receptor activity. Gene Ontology annotation, biological process: G protein-coupled receptor signaling pathway. The coding region runs from base 313 to 1311 and encodes 332 amino acids. Gene Ontology annotation, cellular component: photoreceptor outer segment; membrane. NCBI's taxonomy places the organism in Eukaryota, Metazoa, Arthropoda, Insecta, Lepidoptera, Pyralidae.